AUGGACAAAGCGAAGGAAGAAGCUGGUGGAGACAGUAAAGGAGGAGGCACAAGAACUGACAACAGGAGAAACAACCGUGGGUUCAAUACGGGUAAGAGAGCGAGAGGGUGUGUUGUGGACAACUGCCCAGAGGAUCAUCCACCGUGGGUUUGCGAAGCAUUUAAAAGGUUACCAGUGACUAAACGGAAAGAAUUGAUAACAAAAAGCGGAUGUUGUUUUCGUUGUCUGGCGUCAGGUCAUCACAGUAGAAGAUGUUCUAGAACUGUGCCCUGCGGUAUUGAUGGUUGCAAGAGUGACACUCAUAGUAGGUAUUUACACCAGUCUAACAGAAAUCCUACGGAUAACGAAAGUAAUAACAGUAAUCCCCCGAAUGGAGCUGAACAACCAAACGAAAAUGAGAACGCUACUAGUUCUACCUUUACAACCAAUCAAAUCGAUAAAGUGUCCUUGA
Paramuricea clavata is the source of this 451-nucleotide messenger RNA. NCBI's taxonomy places the organism in Eukaryota, Metazoa, Cnidaria, Anthozoa, Malacalcyonacea, Plexauridae. The record is from the annotation of a GenBank genome assembly.